Molecule: messenger RNA, 2343 nt
Organism: Linnemannia hyalina
Lineage: Eukaryota; Fungi; Mortierellomycota; Mortierellomycetes; Mortierellales; Mortierellaceae
Source: the annotation of a GenBank genome assembly
AUGAUGUUUUUGCAACCGCAGGACGACGCUCAUAAGCAACAGCAAAACGGGUAUGACCAACAGCAUCACCAUCAACCGCACCAACAGUCGUUUCUUCAGCACCAGGCACUCAACGAGUCGGACGAGGACGCUGCUCUUGCUGCUGCUGCUGCACCUGGAGGAGGAGGAGGGGACGGUCAGUCAAUGCAUUCGACUGUGGUUGACUAUGUUGAGAGUGAUCUCCGGGAUGCGGAUGCCAACACCAAGUUGCUCAUUGCCCACUUGACUGAUCUCGAUUCGGGGCUGCCCAUUCUGCUGGAACGGGUCAAGCAGAACCUACACUCCUGCAAGGACUUGGUUUCGUUUCUCAAGAAGCGGUCGGUCAUGGAGGCAGAGUACGGGACUAGUCUGUUGAAGCUCUCCUCCGGCAUGCGGGAAACCUAUCGUCAACAACAGCCAGAAGGCAGCAGUGUCUAUAGCGCCGGUAGUGGCAGUGGCAACAGCAAUGGGACUUACAUAGGCGCCAGCAGUAAUAGUAACAGCACCCCUGUGGUGGCCCAUUAUAAGCAAGGAUCAUACGGAGAUGGCUGGAACCAUAUUCUAGAGAUGCAUGAGCGAAUGGGCAACAACCGACUCGAGCUCUCAAGAGAUCUUCAGGUUGUAUCCGAGGAACUGUCGGCCAUCUACAAGGAGACGGAUCGCAGCCGUAAGCAGUUUAAGGAGGCAGGAGCAAAGCAGGAGAGAAUCGUACAGGAUCAUGAACAAAACCUAGACAAGGCAAAGCAAAAGUACGAUACACUGACGGAAGAGUGGGAGCGCACUAUUCUGCAAAAGUCGGCUGACCCCACUGCACCCAAGAAGACUGUGACCAAGGGAAUGACCAUGAGUAUUUUCAGACAGCCCAAGUCUGUCAAUCAGCUUCAUAAGCAAGAGGAAGAGGCGAGGGCCAAGGCGACAGCGGCACAUGAGCAGUACAAGACUCAGUUGGCCAAGACAAAUGAUAUGCGGCAAUACUACUUUUCCAACAUCCUCCCGAGUAUCUUGAAGAACUUGAAAGAUACAAUUGACGAGUCGGACCUGUCGCUGCAGUACUACUUGAUACGCUAUGGAUACAUGUCAGAAGACUACAUGAUGAGGGACGCCGUUAUCCUCAACCCUAUCAACGGAUCAGAUCUGGGCUUGCGCGACAGAGUUGAAUUGAUUAACAAAGACACAGAUCUUCAAACGUUCGUCCAAGCUUACUCAGUCAAAGCCAACCCUGUGACAAAGUCCGCCGCCCCAUACCAGGAAUACCUCAUGUCGACGCAAGCACAGUCAAUUAUCAACCCGAAGCCGAUCUUUGGAUGCGAUCUUGCAGAACAGCUCGUCCGUGAUGAGACUGACCUGCCCGAGAUCGUAGUCAAGUGCACGGAGGCAAUAGAACGCUUUGGCAUGGAUAUCAAAGGCAUCUACCGUGUCUCUGGAAUCACAUCUGCAACAAACCGUCUCCGUUCCGCCUUUGACCGAGAUUGCUCGGCGGUGGAUCUGAACAGUGAAGAGAACUGCGGGGAUAUCAACAGUGUCGCCAGUGUGCUGAAGACAUGGUUCCGAGAACUUCCCGAUCCACUCUUGACACGACAGCUGUACCCAGAGUUCAUCCGGGCUGCGAACAUUGAAGACCCAUCGCUCCAGUUGAUGAACUUGCAUCAGGUUACGAACCAGCUCCCGGAUCCUAAUUACGCGACACUCAAGUUCUUGAUGUGUCAUUUGAACAAGGUGCAGGCGAAUCAGGAGGUUAACAAGAUGGGGGCCUCGAAUCUGGGACUCAUCUUUGGACCGACGUUGACGAGCACGAGUGGAGGUGGGGAUGCGGUGACGGAGCUGGCGGAUAUGGGGCUUCAAUGCCGGAUCAUCGAAUCCUUACUCAACAACUAUGGUGCCAUCUUUGAUAUUGAAGACGACGAGGAAGAAGAGGAAGGAGAUGGAGGGGAGUUUCAAGAGCAGGGAGAGAAUGAGGAGUUGGAAGGAGAAGAGUACCAGGAAGAGGAGUAUGGCCACCACCAGCAGCAGCAACAGCACCGUCAUCAGGCGUAUCAGCGUGGAGGUAUGAUGGUUCACCCUAUUGACGAGGACGACGAGGACGUGGACAUGCAACAGGAGAUCGCGGAGGCACUUGCGGGGGUGAGUCUUCGUGAUGGUGGUGUUCUGCCGAAUGGGGAGUAUGAACAUGAAGGGCAGCACCAGCAGAAUGGGUAUGAUCCAACCCGGAAAAGUGCUUUUGAAGAGGACUUUGGACCACGUGAUGGCGAGGAUGUUGGUGAGGGAGGAGGGGAGCAGUAUGAGCACGGGUCGGCUGAAUCCUCUCCUGCCACUCAACGCGCCUAA